Molecule: messenger RNA, 2333 nt
Organism: Lytechinus variegatus (green sea urchin)
Lineage: Eukaryota; Metazoa; Echinodermata; Echinoidea; Temnopleuroida; Toxopneustidae
Product: creatinase-like
Exons: 6
Coding region: 319-1713 (464 amino acids)
Source: RefSeq, a predicted model, not a curated record
UGGAAAUCGAUACCUAAAAUACUUCCGCGUGAAGUCGGAAGGAUAUUUCAUGGGAACAAUGUACCAAGUCGUAAAAGAUUCGUUUAUAUGAACAAGCCACCCUGGAUAAAAUGUGGGCGUGUACCGAAAGAGUGGAAUACAACUCGACUAUAUAAACACCACAUGGACACGUUGUUUGCUGCUUAGUACGAAAUACAGUUGGUAGCUGAAACAAAUUCAUUUUAAAUUUGCCGAAAAGUAACGGUAUCAAACAUUAUUCGAAUUUUUGCACUGUGGAUUUAGUGAAUAUAGCUGGAGGGAAAUUAAACUUAACAAAAGAUGUAUCGCUCCCUGAUUCGUCGAGUUUCAUCCGCAGUCGAUGUCAUAACCAGAGCCCAGCAAAAUCGAAUAGGGAGGGCCAUAGCAUCGAGUGGAUAUCGACGGAAAGAAACGAAUUGUUACAAUGGGAACCUUGUUCGCUUCUCGUCUGAAGCAGCAACAUCCCCAGCGAACCAGGAGAUGCCAAGACUUUAUACCUUGAACAAUGGAGAAAAGGUCUCCCCGACUUUUUCAAAAGAAGAGAUGGACAGCCGUAUAAUGAUGGUAAGGAAAUACAUGGAAGAAAACCACCUCAGUGGAAUCCUUUUCACCUCAAUGCAUAACGUUAAUUACUUCUCAGACUUCCUCUACUGUUCCUUCGGUCGUCCCUACGGCUUGGUCAUCACCGCGGACAAGGUAACGAGCAUCUCCGCAGGAAUCGACGCAGGACAACCCUGGAGAAGGACAAGCACUGGAGGUAACGUUAUCUACACCGACUGGCACCGGGACAACUUCUGGGUCGCCGUCCAGGAGGAACUGGCCAAUGUGCCUUCGGGAAAGAUCGGUUGCGAAUUCGACCACAUGACGCUGGACAACAUGGUGAAGCUGGAAAAAGCCGUUUCUGGCAAGGACAUCGUUGACGUCGGAACGCCGAUGAUGAUGCGGAGAUUGAUCAAGUCCGAUGAGGAGAUUGCGUUGAUCACCGAGGGGGCGAGGAUAUGUGAUCUCGGGGGAGAUGCAGUGGUUGGUGCCAUCGCAGAAGGUGUUGGUGAACACGAGGUGGCCCUCCAGGGUACUGAAGCAAUGGUCAUGGAGAUAGCUAAGUCCUUCCCUCAUGCAGAACUUAGAGAUACAUGGAUUUGGUUUCAAUCUGGUAUCAAUACGGAUGGAGCACAUAAUCCUGUGACAUCGCGCAAAAUUCAGAAAGGUGAUAUUCUUAGUCUGAACACAUUCCCCAUGAUUGCUGGCUAUUACACUGCUUUAGAACGAACGCUGUUCUGCGACCACGUCCCCUCUGAUCGACACAUGGAGGUAUGGGAGAAGAACUGCGACAUUCACCGACGCGGUAUGGCUCUCAUCAAGCCAGGUGUUCGAGUAUGCGACAUCGCAGCCGAGCUCAAUGACGUCUAUCGGCAGUACGAUCUCCUCAAGUACCGGAGCUUUGGGUACGGCCAUUCCUUCGGUGUGCUGUGUCAUUAUUAUGGCAGAGAAGCAGCUCUUGAAAUUCGUGAAGACAUCAAGACAGUAUUGGAACCCAACAUGGUGAUCUCAAUGGAGCCUAUGGUCACCAUACCAGAAGGCCAGCCAGGCGCAGGAGGUUACAGGGAACACAACAUUCUGGUAGUAACACAAGAUGGUGCCCGAAACAUCACUCAUUUUCCGUUCGGGCCCGAACACCUUGUUGUGAGAAAGUGACAAUCAUGCGACACAAAAUAAUAUCAUGAAUGUAUUGUCUUAUUUUAUUUGCAGUUCGAACGAUCGUGACUGUCCCAUAUGACUCAGUAAAAACGCUGUUUUAAAUGUUAUACAACGUUGCUUUCUAUUUGAACUUAACAGUAGUUGUUUAACAGUUAAAUUUAAACUUGUGUUAAAAUGAUAUCUUAGACAAUUAAAGUUUAAUCUUUAAUAAAUCUUCAAUGAAAUAAGCAUGGUUAUUUUAAACAGUUUCUGUAUGUAAUGUUCAUAAAGUAAACAGCGUUGUAUAACAAUUAACUGCGUUUUCAUUGUUUCUAUGAACCAGUCGGGAAUGUUUAAACAUAUACCUAUAAAAUGGAGAUAUAUGUGUUGGCAUUAUAAUGAUUUAGCAACAAGGUGGAUUACAGUAUCCAGUAUAUAUGAAGGGAUUUGGUGAGAAAGUGUACCGUUACAGCGAAACAUUCGUGAUAUACAUAUUCAGCGAGUUAGAGGCAAUCAGGGGUGAAUAUAUAUAUUCAGGGAGUAGGCCUAUACUGUUGUCAUGGUUGUAAACUUAUUUCAGGGGGCCUGUUGUAUAUAAAUUUAGGAUGCAAUUAAGCUUUAAGUGUACUCUUUUGGAU